AUGGUUACAGUCAGACUUCUAUGUUAUCAACCAAACGGUUCCAUUAUCAAUGAUUUGGUGGAAGAGUUGAGUGAAGAGAUCCAAAGUCUUCGCAAAGAGUUGUCAUUUGAGAGACAAUUGAAUGAAAUGUUAGAAAAUAUCGCAAAAUAUUCAUUAAAGACAACUCUCGAAGAACUCAACCAAUUGUCACCACAAGAGGUCCACAGACUUGAAGAACUCGAGAGCGAACUCAAUGUCAUUAUCAAUGAAACACAACACAAGAGGAAGUGGUUUCCCGAAGACACACCAUUUCGAGACAAUCCAAGACUCGGAUCAGAUGUCAACACACGUGUGGAUCACAUGACUGUCGGCACUACUGGUCGGCCGCUAAUUGAAAGACAAACACAUGAUAUGAAUGAAGACAUUAAUGGAUCAGAUGAUGACAUAAAGCCUGUACUGACACCAGAAAGCGAUUGCAUUUCAUUGUCUUUCACUCAAGAGUUGGCCGAAGAGAUGUCGAGUAUUGACAACACUGUAGACAAUGUGUCGAUUGUCUCGAAGACAUCACUUGUAUUGAGUGGUAAUAGAGUUCCCGAACAACAAAACAGAGGCAAUCGUUUGUGUCUGCAGUCUAAGAGUAUUCAAAGACUGAGACAAUUGUCGGCACAGAAGAGGAUGUGUUCAUCGAAAGCAUCCAAAGAAAGUCCAGUUCAGUGUUCGUUCACAUCAUGUGAUCAAUCGUUUGAAACACUGUCUGAAUAUCACAAACAUUUGGAUGAAAUUCACUGCAAAUAUCGGUGUAUUGUUUGCGCGAAGAGUUUUGCGGACAAAGAGUUGUUAGAAAUACACCAAACGUUUUGUCGACCGAUUGUCUCUCAAUCAUCACUGAAGAGGAAGUCGUGUCCAGAAGAAGACAAUAGUAUUGAAGAGAUCGUUGUCUCAAAUAUUGACAUCACUUUAGACGACACUAUUGAUGACAAUAUGAACGACACGAUUGUCACCACAAGUACUCCACAAAUAAAACCAGCGGACAAUUCGCCGGUUGUGUCCACACAGUUGUCGACAUCACAGGCAAAGAGUGGUAAAACUGUUUCCGAAGACACGACAGACACUCAUAUCUGUACGAAAUGUUUGAAAACUUUUGAAACUCUGAAAGAACUGGUGUCUCACCAGCGGUGGUGUCGUCUGAAGACAUAUCAAAUUAAUCGAUACAAGUGUUCAUUCAUAUCAUGUAAUCAAUGGUUUAAGACUUUAGAUGAAUAUCACAAUCAUUUGCGAGAAAUUCAUUUGAAACACAAGUGUAUUGAAUGCCAGAAGUUCUUCGCGUCACCGGAACUGCUCUCAAAACACCAAAUAUCUUGUGAACGAAAUGUUGUGUUAAAGAGGUUUGAAGUUAUAAAGCAAAAUACAGACAAUAAUCAGGUGAUGGAAACUUUGGACAACUCGUGUUUAUCGAAAUCAACCGGUGGUCAACUGAUCCAAACGAAGAGACAAUUAUCUCGGGUCAAGAAAUCAAAUCAAUUGGAUUUCACUCAAUGUCAAUGCAUAAUAACAGGUUGUGUCCAUCGGUUUAAGACAGUAGAAGAAUAUAACAGUCAUUUAGUAGAAGAACACAAGUCAUGUCCAGUCAUACCAUCGGAUGGCUCUUCAUAUCAAUGCAUAUUCACGUCUUGUGGGCAACGGUUUGAGACAUCGGAUGAAUAUAACAAACAUUUGCGUGAAAUUCAUUUGAAACACAAUUGCAAUAAAUGCCAGAAAGUGUUCGCAUCACCGGAUCUGUUGACUAAAUACCACUCGUGUCCACCAAAACCAUUCAAAUGUCCGAUUGAUUGGUGCGACCGAUCGUAUCAAUCGGAGUCUCAAUUAACAGAUCACGUGAACAAACACAACGGUCUUCGGCCCUAUCGAUGCACUCACGAGGACUGUGGCCGUGAGUUCCUGCGGCCUCACGAUCGGCGCCUUCACAUGAAAACAGUCCACUCGUUCGUAGCCGACGACGAAUCCAAACUAAAGCAGUUCCCGUGUCCUCACGACGGUUGCGAUCGGAUCUGUAAAAGUUUGGCUGAUUUGAGAAAACACGUGCAGACCGUGCACUCGACCCGCGAGUAUCGGUGCGAUUGGCCCGGAUGUGAACACAUCACGCAUACAGAGUAUUUACUAAACACUCACCAACGCGUCCACAGCGACGACAAGCCGUUUAAGUGCGAGUGGAAGGGAUGUGACUUCAGGGGUAAGUUUCAGUCCACAAUUUGGUAUCACAGACAACGCGCACACAUCACUGAUCGGCCGUUCGCAUGCGAUUGGCCGCAAUGUGGCCGACGUUUUAAAGUAAAAUUCCGUUUGAAGGCUCACCGCUCUGUUCACAAAGGAUUGGUACCACCGACGCCUCAAUCGGGUACACAUCCGCCGACAGCCGAAGACUAUGUAUGCGCUCACGAAGACUGCGGCCAACGGUUCGCCACUAAAAUCCAAUUUGAUUGUCACGUGAGAGCAGAGCACCCGAUGGACCGGCCGUUUGCGUGCGAUUACCAAAACUGUGGCAAACGAUUCAAAACCAGAAAUCAUUUAAUGCAUCACAAAAGGGCAGUUCACACAACUGUCGGCCAUCACAUCCGGUGCCCGAAGCCGGGCUGUGGCCGGACCUAUAAAACUAAUACAGAUUUGAGAAAACACGUGAAGACAGUGCACACGAACCGUGAGUAUCCGUGCGAUUGGCCCGACUGUCAGUUCCGGACACAUACACAGUCACUGCUAGACAAUCAUCGACUCAUUCACAGCGACGACAAGCCGUACGCGUGUGAUUGGCCCGCAUGUGAGCACAGGUGCCGAAGUACUUCUCAACUUUGGUCCCAUAAAAGGACUCACGACGACAACAAACCGGUGGCCUGUGAUUGGCCCGGAUUUUCGUUGUCCACCAGUUCUCCCAUUCAGUCAUUAGAAGUGAAGUUAACUUUCUCUUCGCGAAGGAUUGAGGGAAGCGAUCGUAAACCACUUCAUGCACUUCAUUGGCACUCAUGUCGGCACCACUUCUGGCCAAUUGGUGGGCCCUCUCAUUUCCAGCGACACCUGAAUGGCCUCUAA
Medioppia subpectinata is the source of this 3060-nucleotide messenger RNA. NCBI's taxonomy places the organism in Eukaryota, Metazoa, Arthropoda, Arachnida, Sarcoptiformes, Oppiidae. The record is from the annotation of a GenBank genome assembly.